Molecule: messenger RNA, 1842 nt
Organism: Mucor mucedo
Lineage: Eukaryota; Fungi; Mucoromycota; Mucoromycetes; Mucorales; Mucoraceae
Exons: 3
Coding region: 46-1530 (494 amino acids)
Cellular component (GO): box C/D methylation guide snoRNP complex; small-subunit processome
Molecular function (GO): snoRNA binding
Source: RefSeq, a predicted model, not a curated record
AAACCAAACUUCACCUUUUUUUUUAAAAAAAAAUAAUUUAAAAAAAUGCUUGUGCUCUACGAGACUGCUGCUGGUUACGCUUUAUUCAAGCUUGUUGACGAUGGCAAGAUGGAGAAGCCUGAGGAGAUUUACAAGGAUUUCGAAACCUCUGAAAAAGCCAAUCAAGCUAUUAAGUUGAAGGCUUUCAAGAAGUUCGAGAACACCACUGACGCUUUGUCUGCCGUCACUGGUAUUGUUGAGGGAAAGAUGCCCAAGAACUUGAAAAAGUUCUUGGAAACAGAGAUUUCCGAAAAGGAAAUGAAGAAGGAGAAGUUGGUUAUCAGUGACCCUAAGCUUGGUUCUUCCAUCAACAAGAAGUUGGGUAUUAACGUCUUAUCUGACUCUACCGUGCAAGAUCUUUACAGAGGUAUUCGUCAACAAUUCGAGUCUCUUGUCAGCGGUCUUUCUCAAUCCGAUUUAUCUGCCAUGUCUCUCGGUCUUUCUCACUCUCUCUCCCGUUAUAAGCUCAAGUUCUCUCCCGAUAAGGUUGAUACCAUGAUUGUCCAAGCCAUUGCUCUUUUGGAUGAUCUUGAUAAGGAACUUAACACUUAUGCUAUGCGUGUUAAGGAAUGGUAUGGUUGGCAUUUCCCCGAAAUGACCAAGAUUAUUGUUGAUAAUCUUGCUUAUGCCAAGGUAGUUAAAGCCAUGGGAUUCCGUACCAACUGUGCCACCACUGAUUUCUCCGAUAUUCUUCCUGAGGAACUCGAGACUGAAGUCAAGGAGGCAGCUGAGAUCUCCAUGGGUACUGAGAUUUCCGAUGAAGAUAUUGACAACAUUUUUGCUCUCUGUGAUCAAGUGAUCAACAUUACCGAAUACAGAACACAAUUGUAUGAAUACUUGAAGAACCGUAUGAAUGCCAUUGCUCCCAACUUGACCUCUCUUGUUGGUGAAUUAGUGGGUGCUCGUUUGAUCUCUCACGCCGGUUCUCUCAUGAACCUCUCCAAGCAACCUGCUUCUACCAUCCAAAUUCUCGGUGCUGAAAAGGCUCUUUUCCGUGCUCUUAAGACCAAGCAUAACACUCCCAAGUAUGGUUUAAUCUACCACGCUUCUUUAGUUGGUCAAGCUGGUCCCAAGAACAAGGCUAAGGUUGCUCGUAUGCUCGCUGCCAAGGCUGCUUUAUCUCUUAGAAUGGAUGCCCUUGGUGACUCUGAGUCUAACGAGGUUGGUGUUGAUGGUCGUUUAAAGAUUGAGUCUCGUAUUCAUAUGCUUGAAGGUCGUGUUGCUGCCAAGGCAAACAAGGAUGCUUCUAUCCAAAACCAAUCCAAGUUCAAGUUCAACAAGUCUCAGCAAUAUAGCGAAACUGCUGAUGUUGUCAUGACAGAGGCUGCUCCUGCUCCCAAGCGUAAGAUUGAAGAAGUCGAGCCUGAGGUCAAGGAAGAAGAGGUCGAAGUCAAGAAGGCCAAGAAGGAGAAGAAGGAAAAGAAGGAUAAGAAGGAGAAAAAGGAUAAGAAGGAGAAGAAGGAGAAGAAGGAGAAGAAGAACAAGGAUUAAUAGAAAAAAAAAAUCAUAAAUACAUAUCAAAAAAGAUCAUAAAAAAAAAAAGAAGUACAUCAUUUUUUUUUUUUUAAAAAACUGUUUAUUAUUCAUCUAUACGCUUUGUAAUUUUUUUUUUUUUCUUUUUUCUCUCUCCUCCCCACAAUAACUCAUUUUUAUACAUUCCAACCACCCACAAUCACACACUAGCUCCCCUUGUAUGUACAGCACAAGUCUACUAUAAAAAAAAAAUUCAAAAACAUAAAACUUUUCUCGUCAUUUUUUAAUCGUUUCUCUCAUCACUUAAUUAAAAUAAAUACUCUCAAACAC